Molecule: messenger RNA, 1440 nt
Organism: Neohortaea acidophila
Lineage: Eukaryota; Fungi; Ascomycota; Dothideomycetes; Mycosphaerellales; Teratosphaeriaceae
Product: major facilitator superfamily domain-containing protein
Exons: 2
Biological process (GO): transmembrane transport
Molecular function (GO): transmembrane transporter activity
Source: RefSeq, a predicted model, not a curated record
CGAUGCUGUUCAUCUUCUUCUUCUACCACCCGACAAAACGCGCGCAGACCCUGAACGCCGGCUGGAAGGCUCGCCUCGGGCAAUUCGAUCUCAUCGGUACCUCCGUCUUCCUGCCCAUGAUUGUGUGCUUGUUGCUCGCGCUGCAAUGGGGCGGCAGCACCUACCCGUGGAGCGACGGCCGCAUCAUCGCCCUCUUUGUCGUCUUCGGCGUCCUCUUGGUUGCCUUUGUGGCCAUUCAGUUCUGGAAGCAGGACAAUGCCACCGUGCCACCCCGCAUUUUCAAGCAGCGCAGCAUCAUGGCCGGAUGCCUCUUCUCAGCCAUGUUGGGUGCCGCUUUCUUCGUGAUGGUCUACUAUCUUCCCAUCUGGUUCCAAGCCAUCAAAGGAGUCUCCGCCGUCGAGUCCGGAAUUCGGAGCAUCCCGCUCGUCCUGAGUCUCGUGCUCUUCUCCAUAAUCAGCGGUAUCACCGUCACCGUCAUCGGCUACUACACCCCCUUCGUGAUUGCCUCGUCCGUCUUCAUGGCGAUCGGUGCAGGACUGCUCUCGACCUUUGAUGUGAACACCAGCGAAGGAAAAUGGAUCGGAUAUCAAAUCGUGUUCGGCAUGGGCGUCGGCAUGGGAAUGCAGCAGGCGCUCAUCAUGGCGCAAACCGUGCUGGACAAGAAAGAUGUCCCCAUCGGCACGACGAUCGUCAUGUUCGCGCAGCUCAUCGGCGGCGCCAUCUUCAUCUCCGUCGGCCAGAACAUCUUCACCAACAAGCUCCUGUCGAACGUGCAGCGCACGGUGCGCGACAUCAGUCCGAAAGUUAUUCUGGCGACUGGUGCUACAUCGCUCAAAACCGUCAUUCCCCCUGCGGACCUGCCGGCGGUACAAGUGGCGUACAAUGGCGCGAUUGUGAAUACCUUCUACGUCGCCGUCGGCGUCGCCACGCUCUCCAUGGCCGGUGCGGUGUUUUGGGAGUGGAAGUCGGUCAAGGGCAAGAAGAUUGAGAUGGGCGGAGGUGCGUGAUUCGACAAUGCGACCUGUCACUUUUCUCUCUCUUCUUUGAGCCUGUGGAACGUUCUACCCGUUCCGCGAGUCUAGACUUUGUUUUGUUGUUCUUUCUAUUGCUGCAUAGCGACGGGGGCUGCUCGACUCAAUGAUACCAAAGGGCGAUAGACGGUUGAGCGGAUGGAUAGAGACUGAGAACUUGGCCUAUCGAACGGUCGGGAUUUCACAGCACGAGCUGUAGGAUAGGUAUCAAGGACCAUCUGCUCAUGCUGAAGAUAGAGUGCCUCAAUUGUGCUAUACCCAAUUUCACGCUCCAUCCAGAUAACGGCCACGUAUCGUUGCUUGGUCAAUCUCGGGCGCCUGCAGGUCAUGGGGCUGCGUAACAUUCACACCAUGAUCCGCCACGACUUUUGGCCAUCUUGGCGUGGGUGAUUACCUAACGCAGCUACCC